Messenger RNA from Closterium sp. NIES-65, 1287 nucleotides. The record is from the annotation of a GenBank genome assembly. Lineage: Eukaryota; Viridiplantae; Streptophyta; Zygnematophyceae; Desmidiales; Closteriaceae.
AUGGCGACGGCGAUGGUGAAGGAGAAGGCGGCGGAGAAAGGGAAGGAGAGGGAGAAGGAGAAGGAGGAGAAGGAGAAGGAGAAGGAGGAGGAGGAGGAGGAGGAGGAGAAGAAGGAGAAGGAGAAGGAGGACAAGAAGGAGAAUGAGAAGGAGGAGGAGGACAAGGAGAAGGAGAAGGAGGAGGAGAAGGAGGAGGAGGUGGAGGAGGCGGAGGUGGAGGAGGAGGAGGAGGCGGCGACGGAGGAGGAGAAGGUGAAGGUGAAAGAAUGGAAGGGUCAUGGCAUCCUCCACGACACCACGGACGACAAGCAAGGGUGGGUGGGCGAGAUUAAGGUGGUCGGGAACGAGAGUAGAUACAUCGGCAAGUCCCGCGAGAAGAUGGAGCUGGCUUACCUUCACUCGAUUGUGUACCUCCUCUACGACGGUUACGUCAGCAAGAUCCUCAUGGCCGAGCUCAUCGGCUUGGAGGAAACAGUGAUGAAGCAGUCGAGGGCGGUGUGGGAGGAGGUCCGGUUCUCACGGGGCGCGUUCCUCCCAAAGACACGGUUCGAUGAUAUCCUCGGGAAGUAUCGAGCGUACAAGACAUCAGGCGAUGCGCACCAUGACGCGCUUUUGCCCGCGAUCUGGUUCCCCGUCGAUGCCGACACGAAGGAAGGGAAGCAGAAGUCGGAUGCAAUGAUGUCGGCCAUGAUUGAGCGCGUGUCCUUGUGCGCUGCGUAUGGGAAGGUCGCUGCAUCCGCGGCGAGAAAGGAGGGCGACACGGAUCAGACGACGGCGAAGGUCGCACAGGCGCUAUCGGCCUCCGCUUGCGCCCUGUGGUGCUUAGUCGAGGGCGACGGCGCCCAGGUGGCUGAUGCCGUGCGCGAAGGGAAGGCAGCGGCGAUGGUGGUCGCCGCGAGCGAGACUACCGCUGCCGAGUUCAAGAAGGUCAUGACGGCGGUGCUGGAGGCCGCGAUCAGCAGGCAGCAACCCCUCGGGGAGGUUGCGCACAACGUUGCACCGGCGCUGGAGUCCACGGCUCUGGCUAAAGCCUAUCCGGGGUUGGAUGUUGAAGCCGAGGCCAAAGUGAUUGCACGAGCGACGGUGGAAACCCUCGCGUUCUGGGGAAUGUGCCCCGUGGAUGGGCCGAAACUCAAGAAGAUCGGCAUCGCGGUGCCGCUUGACGCGCAGAUGGAGUACGAUAUCAAACACAGGGGGAGGAAGAGGCAGAGGGGCAAGCAGGGCAAGGACAGCUCGGGGAAGAAGGGGAAGAAGGGCAGAGCGGGCAAGGACAGCACGGCGGCGUAG